Molecule: messenger RNA, 1113 nt
Organism: Manihot esculenta (cassava)
Lineage: Eukaryota; Viridiplantae; Streptophyta; Magnoliopsida; Malpighiales; Euphorbiaceae
Product: polygalacturonase
Exons: 5
Coding region: 1-1113 (370 amino acids)
Biological process (GO): carbohydrate metabolic process
Molecular function (GO): polygalacturonase activity
Source: RefSeq, a predicted model, not a curated record
AUGGAAGAACCUGUGUCUGAAAUUUAUGUGAAGAAUUGCACAAUAUACGACACUGACAAUGGAGUGAGAAUUAAGACUUGGCCCGCAUUGCAUGGCGGCAGUGUGUCGAAUAUCCAUUUCGAGCAUAUCGUCAUGCAAACCGUCAGCAAUCCCAUCAUUAUAGAUCAAAUGUACUGCGCGCAUAACCUAUGCAAUCGCAAGCCAUCAAAAGUUAAAAUAAGCGACGUCAGCUUCAAGAAUAUUCGAGGAUCGUCAAGAACGCCCACAGCCGAUCAAUUGACAUGCAGCAGCAGCGUACCAUGCAAGAACGUUGAACUUUCUAACGUUAACCUCCGCGGAGCUCAGCCCAAUACAUUUGAUGUCACAAAAUAUGGUGCGAAGGAGGGGUCGGAUAUCACUAAGGCUUUACUGAGUGCGUGGAAGGGGGCUUGUGGAGCAGCGGGUUCCGGCAAAGUCGUGAUACCAAAAGGGAAGUACUCAUUAGGCGUGGUGGAUUUGCUAGGCCCUUGCAAGGGUGCCAUGCAUCUUCAAGUGGAAGGAACGUUGGUGGCGCCAGCAAAAGCUAGCGAGCACCGUAAGAAUAGCUGGGUUACAUUGAAAUACCUGGACCGAUUAACGGUAUCCGGUGGUGGGGCCUUCGACGGACAAGGAGAAAUUGCUUGGCAGCAGAAGAGCUGUGGCGACGGAUGCAAGAAAGCACUUCCAGUUAACCUAAGGUUUGACUUCGUCACCAACAGCAUAGUCAAGGACGUGACUUCCAUAGAUAGCAAGCAGUUCCACAUCAAUCUCCUCGGCAGCAAAAACCUCACCUUCCAGCGGUUUUUGGUGAAAGCGCCGGGGCAUAGUCCCAACACAGAUGGAAUUCACAUUGGACGGUCGGAGCAGAUCAACAUUAUUAAUUCAAACAUUAUCACCGAUGAUGAUUGCAUCUCCAUUGGCCGGGGGAGCAGGCAAGUACGAAUCACAAACGUAAGGUGCGGACAUGGGCAUGGCAUUAGUAUUGGAAGUUUAGGAAAGUACGAGAAGGAAGAACCUGUGUAUGGAAUUUAUGUGAAGAAUUGCAAAAUAUACGACACUGGCAAUGGAGUGAGAAUUAAGACUUGGCCGCUGUAA